AUGUCUCAAACUCAUGCGACAAGUGACCCUUAUGACAUGAAACAUGUUCUUGAAGCAUUAACAGGCGCCAUUGAUCGCAUGGCUCAGAGAAUUGAUACACUGGAGGAUAAGGUGGAGCAAUCAACUCUAGGCAAGAAUGCCUCCAAGAGACAACCAUACGUGGAGGAGUUAGGUGAUUCGAACAAUGAGGAGGACAUGGCAGAUGGAAACCGAUUCCGAAAUUAUAAACGCAUCCCUAAUCAAGGGGAUGAUGAACUAAAGGGAAUCAAGUUCAAAAUUCCUACCUUUCCAGGCAAGUCGGACCCUGAAGCAUAUUUGGAAUGGGAGAGGAAGAGUGAGAUGCUCUUUGACUGCAACCACUACUCAGAGUCCCAAAAAGUAAAGUUGGCAACCAUUGAGUUCACUGAAUAUGCAGCCGUUUGGUGGGAUCAGAUUUGUACCAGACAAAGGAGAAAUGAAGCACCACUCAUUCGCACCUGGGAAGAACUCAAAAGGAUCAUGAGGAAGCGCUUCAUACCAGCGUAUUACCACAGGGAUUUGCACCAUAAAUUGCAAACUCUCACCCAAGGUAGUAUGACGGUUGAGGAUUACUUCAAGGAGAUGGAAAUGGCCAUGCUGCGGGCUGAUGUUCGGGAGGAUAUAGAGGCAACCGUGGCACGUUUCCUGAGAGGACUACACGCUGAAAUUGCAGAUGUUGUGGAGCUCCAACAUUAUCUUGACAUGGAUGAAUUAUUGGACAAAGCUAUCAAGGUGGAAAGGAGGCUCAAGAGGAGGGGUAUCCCCCACCAAAGCUCCAACUUCCAAUCUGGAAAUUGGAGAAUUCAGCAGUAUAAAGGCGAGAUUACCCACACGAGUGAGCAAAAGUCAGCCAAGGCAAGUGGGGUUUCGAAUGGAGCAUGGGUGCCUGGUUCGUCAUCUUCAACACCGACCCAAAGGGCCGAAUUUAAGGCUGAUCUAGGGGCAUCUAAACCUAGAAAUCGCGACACUAAGUGCUUUAAGUGUCAAGGUUUCGGUCACAUCGCGUCCCAAUGCCCAAACCGAAGGACCAUGCUCAUGCUUCCAAGUGGUGAAGUGCUAACGGAUGAGGAGGAUGAGUAUGAAGGCAUGCCACCAUUGGUUGAGGAAGAAGAGAUAAUUGCCCCUGACCAACCAGUUGGACUAGGCCUUGUUACAAGCUUGAUUAUCGACGGAGGAAGUUGUACCAAUGUCGCCAGUGUCUUAUUUGUCAAGAAGUUACACCUACCUGUCCAAGAUCACCCUACACCAUAUAAGCUUCAAUGGUUUAGUGAUUGCGGCGAAGUGCGAGUGUCCAAGCAGGUUUCUGUGAAGUUUAACAUUGGGAGAUAUGAGGAUGAGUUGGUGUGUGACGUGGUUCUUAUGCAAGCUGCCCAUCUUAUUCUUGGAAGACCUUGGCAAUUUGAUCGCGCGGUUACUUAUGAAGGUCAUUCCAACAAAUACUUGUUCAUGCAUAAAGGGAUAAGGAUCAUACUUGUUCCACUCUCACCUACACAAGUUCGAGAGGACCAAAAUGUUUUACACAGGGAAUGGGAGUUGGAUCGAUUAGAAGGCAAGGAAAAGAAAGGGCGAACAUUGAUCCUGCUCGCUAAGCCUGAGGACAACAUCGGGCACUGGGAGCUGGAUCGUUCCACCUUGGUGGUGUUUAACGUGUUUUCAUUUGUGCAGGUUGUUCGUGGUCAGAUAUCCUUCAUCUUGCAGUGUGCAAUACCCGCAACCAUAGAGAUCUGCGAAGAGAGUGCUGGUCAAGUAAUUCCAACCAACACUAGUCGAGUUACAUUGGCCUUUGAUGCAGUGUUUGCACGUCUUGAUGCGUACAACUCUCAGCCCAACCAAACCUUGGUUCAUUAUAGCCCAUAA
Messenger RNA from Coffea arabica (coffee), 1875 nucleotides. The record is from RefSeq and is a predicted model, not a curated record. Lineage: Eukaryota; Viridiplantae; Streptophyta; Magnoliopsida; Gentianales; Rubiaceae.